AUGGCCGAGCAGGUACCUAUUUACUCUGCGACUUACAGCAGCGUACCCGUGUACGAGCUGAAAAUUGCAGGUGAAAGCGUGAUGCGACGGAGGGCAGAUGACUGGGUAAACGCUACGCACAUUUUGAAAGCAGCGGGCUUUGAUAAGCCUGCGCGCACAAGAAUCCUGGAGCGUGAUGUCCAAAAGGGAGUCCAUGAGAAAAUCCAGGGUGGCUAUGGCAAGUACCAGGGAACCUGGAUCCCUUUGGCGGAUGGACGCACCUUAGCUGAGCGCCAUCUUGUUUACGCCAAAAUCGCUCCGAUCUUUGAGUACGUGGCCGGGGACCGCAGCCCUCCUCCUGCACCAAAACACACAACUGCUUCCUCGAAGCCACGAGCUCCCCGGAAAUCCACAAACCGUACCACGGCGCCCACGGAGAACUUCAAGUCAACUCAGCCCCAGCGCAGCAUGCCACCUCCAAGCUUACCUCAUGAUCACGACGACAUGAAUAUCACAUUUGAUGAUAAUGAGUCCAUCGAGCAGGCGACAAUCGACUCUUCGUCAAUGAUGGCUGUUGAGGACACGCUUCAGCAGUCUCAGCACGAAAGUCGAAAGCGCAAGCGAGUUGAUGGGUACACCGUGCUGUCGGAGACGGAUAAGGCACACAUCAUCUAUGGCGACCAGUUGCUAGAUUAUUUUGUUUUCAAGGCUGAUGCCUCUUAUUCUGAGGUUGCCCGCCCCAGUCCACCUCCCAAUUUUCAGGUCGACCGCCCAAUUGACAGCUACAACAACACCGCCCUUCACUGGGCUUGUUCGAUGGGUGACUUGGAGAUCAUUCAAGAUCUUCUUCGACGAGGCGCCAACGCGAGCGCUGUGUCAUCUCACGACGAGACUCCACUUAUCCGAGCGGUUUUGUUCGUGAAUAACUACGAGAAACGAACAUUUCCAGCCGUGCUGGAUAUGCUCAUGGAUACUGCUGUCUUUCGCGACUGGUUUGGAGCGACAUUGUUCCAUCAUAUUGCGCAGACCACUAAAAGCAAGGGCAAAUGGAAAAGCGCCAAAUAUUAUUGUGAGGUUACCCUUCACAAGCUGCGCAAAGUCUGCUCACAGGAGGAUAUUGAGGUUCUCUUAUGCUGCCAGGACAACAAUGGCGACACAGCUGUCUUGGUAGCUUCACGAAACGGCGCAUCCAAGGUCGCCAACAUGUUACUCGCUCACUGUCCUCGAGCUGGUGACCUUAUGAACAAGAGGGGAGAGACAGCCUCCCGCAUUAUGUACGAAAUCGCGGCCAACUCGCACCAACCUGACCACGAUAUCCCACCAGCCCCGUCCUCUGUGACCAUGGCCAAUGAACAACCGGAUGGACCCGGAGCUGAUCAAAUGCCUUCCGAUAACGCUUCGAUUGGUACACUUAUCAACCCUGCUCUCACAACUGAGCUGCUUCCUAAGAUUGGCGCAAUUGUGUCAGAGGCGCACAGCCAGCUUACAUCGACCUACGGAAAUUCCAAUGGGAAUGAGCAAGCUUCCGAUGAUGUGGCCAAGCCAGAGGCACUUUAUGGGCAACUUGAGUCAGACCGGGAGAAAAUCAAGAGACGUAUUGCUGUUCUUAUGGCUAAGGAAGCUAAGCAAGAGGACCAUGAAACUCAACACAGCCGCUUUGAAAGGGUACGGGUCUGUUUUGAGUCAUUGCACGAGCAUCGUCAGCUCCUCCUUAUCACGGACUACGUGGAAAAGUUUUGCCAGCAGCUUCGCGAGGACGGUAUCGUGCCAACACAAAUCAGCGAGGAGGUGCUGGCAGAGCGUGUUGAGCUCAUCUGCCGACUUGCGACCGAGGCGGUUGAACGCCAUAGCGCAGUAAAGAAUCUGGCGCAACAGACCGCUGACGCCGGCGUGAGCACCAAGUUCGACGUACACAGAAAACUUGUUGCUUUGGCUACCGAUCUGAAGGAAGAGGAUCUGGAUCCCAUGGCUGCUGACCUGGCUGAAUUUCUGGAAUUCGAUCGCGCGAAUGGCGAAGCCUCUCCUGUGGGAUCUGACGACAAAGUCAUUCCCCCAGAGAAUCACUAG
This is a messenger RNA of Penicillium diatomitis, 2046 nucleotides long. Its product is annotated as putative APSES transcription factor. The transcript has 3 exons. The record is from RefSeq and is a predicted model, not a curated record. Gene Ontology annotation, cellular component: MBF transcription complex; SBF transcription complex. Gene Ontology annotation, molecular function: protein binding; DNA binding; transcription regulator activity. Bases 1 to 2046 code for a protein of 681 amino acids. Lineage: Eukaryota; Fungi; Ascomycota; Eurotiomycetes; Eurotiales; Aspergillaceae.